Molecule: messenger RNA, 1105 nt
Organism: Paramecium tetraurelia
Lineage: Eukaryota; Ciliophora; Oligohymenophorea; Peniculida; Parameciidae
Exons: 5
Source: RefSeq, a predicted model, not a curated record
AUGAAAGAAUAACUCCUUGGUAAAAUAGCAAGAUAUAGAAUAUUUUUGUAAUAAGGAUUACAGAUUCCAGAUGAAAAUGGUGAUGAUUUGAGAUGCAUAGAUUUUAAUUUUGAUAAAUAUAUCGAAUAGCAGUUAUAGAUUGAACAAGAAUAAAAAGUUGAAUAAGAUGAUUAAAAAAUAGUAUAAACAGAUAAAAAAAUACCAGAAUUAGAUUUCAAAUUGAAUGAUCAAGAUUUAGAAGGUUUAUUAAGGGAUUUAGAAAAUGUUAAAUUUGAUGGCGAAAUUGAUUUCACUAAAUAAAAUAUUAGCGAUCAAACUGUGAUUCGAUUAUCAGUGUUGAUUUAAAAACUUCCAAUAUCAUCAUUGAUAUUAAGUGAUACUAAAAUUUCUUAUAUCGGAGGAUUGGAGUUAGGCAAAGCAAUCCCUAAUAGUAAAUUAAAGAAGUUAAUUCUAACGAAUUGCAAUUUAGGUCAUAGUUCUAAUAUUUUAAUGGAACAAUUGCAUUUCUUGGAAGAAGUAGACUUUGGAGUGCUUGGCAAUAAAGCUCUUAGAUAUUUGUCAUAAUAAAAACAUGAAUUAUCACAUAUUGGAUUUCAAGAGGAUCCAAAAGAAGUGUGGGAUGUGCAAACUAAAGAACUGUUUUUGAAAUCAAUACCUAAUUCAUUAUUAAGCAUUCAAUUCUAAAUAGAUAAUGCGGAUCAUAAGAAAUUCAUAGGAAUAGCAGAAAUUAAAUGCUAAGAAAAUAGAGAUGCAUAUUUAAGAAAAAGAGCCAUUUAAUAUAAGAGUAAAGAUCUAGAUCCUGAUCAUCCUGAUUAUUACGAUUGCGAUGAUUUUAAAGUCAAUGCAUUUAAAUUCAGUGUGAAAUCUUAUUUAUCUAAUGUUUUCGAAUCAUUAUUAGAUGAAUCCUUAUAUUAUUUGGAGAAGGAAAGACAAAAUGUGCUUAGAGAUGAGGCUAUUUACCAUGUAACCAAUGAACUUUUACCCUAAUCUAUAAUGGAAGAUAUUUGUCAGGCAGAUGGUUCAUUAAUUGUAUUAGCUAAAUAUCUUUUGACCAAAAUUAAAAAAUGAUAUCAUUAAUAUAAAUUCAUCUUAUAAAUAUCAAUUG